Populus euphratica (Euphrates poplar) is the source of this 6381-nucleotide messenger RNA. Its product is annotated as E3 ubiquitin-protein ligase UPL3-like. Lineage: Eukaryota; Viridiplantae; Streptophyta; Magnoliopsida; Malpighiales; Salicaceae. The record is from RefSeq and is a predicted model, not a curated record. Gene Ontology annotation, molecular function: protein binding; ubiquitin protein ligase activity. The coding region runs from base 197 to 5836 and encodes 1879 amino acids. Gene Ontology annotation, biological process: proteasome-mediated ubiquitin-dependent protein catabolic process; protein polyubiquitination. The transcript has 17 exons.
UCUUUAUUUAUUCCUGAUUUUAGGGCUUCUCUUCAACCCCGGUCCCCCCUGUCUUCUCUCUCCCGAUCAAAAUUUCCCAAAUUCGAUAAUUUUUUAGGGUUUUCAAACGGAUGCGCUGAAUUCUCGUCAUGACAACGCGAUCCGGUGGCGCGUGAGUGCGCGACGACGGAUAUAAUUCUGGAGGGUUAGUUCUUGUAUGGAAACUCGUAGCCGGAAACGGGCGGAGGCCUCCUCAUCUGCCGCCACCACCACCAGUCCCACUACUCGCCCCAGCAAACGAUCCCGCACUGCCACAACAACAACCGCCACCGCUACUCGCUCUCGUUCCACACGUGCUCACCCUCUCCCCAUGGACUCCACACCUGUCGAAUCGUCUUCUUCUUCUCGCUCUCGUCGGAAUAGGAAUGAUAAUAGUAACAGUGAAUCGGAUAAAGGCAAAGAGAAAGAACAUGAAGUUAGGGUUUCGCGUGAAAAUAGGGAAAUUAACAAUAAUUUGGAUUCUGGAAAUGACAAUAAUAACCUCAAUGUCGACGACGAUGACGACAGCGAAGGUGGUGGAAUUGGUGCUUUCCAUCAUAAUCUGACUUCAGCUAGUAGUGCCUUACAGGGUUUGUUGAGAAAGUUGGGUGCUGGUCUUGAUGAUUUGUUGCCUUCUCCCGUAACGGGUUCGGGUUCAAGCUCGCAUCAAUCGGGGAGAUUGAAGAAGAUUCUCUCUGGGUUGAGGGCUGAUGGAGAAGAAGGGAAGCAAGUGGAAGCCUUGACGCAGCUCUGUGAAAUGCUUUCUAUUGGGACUGAAGAGAGCCUGAGCACUUUUUCCGUGGAUUCUUUUGUUCCGAUUCUUGUUGGGUUGUUGAAUAAUGAGAGUAAUCCUGAUAUUAUGUUGCUUGCUGCAAGGGCGAUUACACAUUUGUGUGAUGUUUUGCCAUCGUCUUGUGCUGCCGUUGUUCAUUAUGGCGCUGUUUCAUGUUUUGUUGCAAGGUUGAUUACUAUUGAGUACAUGGACCUUGCUGAACAGUCUCUGCAAGCUCUAAAGAAAAUAUCUCAAGAGCACCCAACUGCAUGUCUGCGUGCUGGUGCUCUUAUGGCAGUGCUUUCUUAUCUGGAUUUUUUCUCUACUGGAGUUCAGCGAGUAGCAUUAUCAACUGCUGCAAAUAUGUGCAAGAAACUUCCUUCAGAUGCAGCUGACUUUGUGAUGGAAGCAGUUCCUCUGUUGACCAACCUUCUUCAGUACCACGAUGCAAAGGUCUUGGAGCAUGCUUCAGUUUGUUUGACAAGGAUUGCUGAAGCCUUUGCUUCAUCACCAGACAAAUUAGAUGAAUUGUGUAAUCAUGGACUUGUUGCUCAAGCUGCCUCUCUCAUUUCCACCAGUAGUUCUGGAGGUGGACAGGCAUCUCUCAAUGCUCCAACAUAUACGGGCUUAAUUCGCCUGCUAUCCACAUGUGCAAGUGGCUCUCCUUUAGGAGCCAAAACAUUACUUCUACUUGGGGCCAGUGGCAUUCUUAAAGACAUACUAUUAGGUUCUGCGGGUUGUGCUAACUCUGCUGUUCCCCCGGCUCUAAGUAGACCAGCAGAUCAGGUUUUUGAGAUUGUCAAUCUGGCAAAUGAGCUUCUUCCUCCACUUCCACAAGGAACUAUCUCCCUCCCUACCAGCUCCAGUAUGUUGGUCAAAGGAUCUGUUGUGAAGAAGUCUCCAUCCAGCAGUUCUGGGAAACAAGAUGAUAAUAAUGGAAAUGUUCCUGAGGUUUCAGCUCGCGAGAAAUUAUUAAAUGAUCAACCAGAACUUCUGCAGCAAUUUGGAAUGGAUCUUCUUCCUGUUCUGAUACAGAUUUAUGGUGCCAGUGUCAACAGUCCUGUUCGCCACAAAUGUCUCUCAGUUAUUGGGAAGUUGAUGUACUUCAGCAAUGCGGAGAUGAUUCAGUCUCUACUUAAUGUGACAAACAUACCAAGUUUUCUAGCUGGGGUGUUAGCGUGGAAAGAUCCACAUGUCUUGGUUCCUGCCCUUCAAAUUGCCAAGAUUAUUAUGGAAAAACUUCCUGGGACUUUCUCCAAGAUUUUUUUCAGAGAAGGUGUGGUUUAUGCUGUAGAUCAACUUAUCUUAGCUGGAAGUCCAAAUACUGGUCCUGCUCAAGCUGCAUCUGCUGAGAAGGAUAAUGAUUCUGUUCCUGGAUCAUCAUCACGUUCCAGGCGUUACAAACGUCGCAGUGGGAAUUCAAAUCCUGAGGCAAAUUCAUCUGAAGAAUCCAAGACUCAAGUUUGCGCAAAUGCUGUAUCACCUCCAAGUUCUUUAGAAAUCCCAACCGUUAAUUCUAAUUUGCGUUUAGCAGUUAGUGCGUGUGCUAAAGAUUUUAGAGAUAAGCACUUUCCUUCGGAUCCCGGCUCUACUGAAGUUGGGGUUACCGAUGACCUUUUACACUUGAAAAAUCUCUGCACAAAGUUGAAUGCUGGUGUUGAUGACCAAAAGACUAAAGCAAAGGGCAAAUCAAAGGCUUCUGCUUCCCAUCUUAUUGACAAUUCUGCUAACAGGGAAGAAUACUUGAAUGGGGUGAUAUCCGAGAUGCUAGCAGAGCUAGGCAAGGGGGAUGGUGUAUCCACUUUUGAGUUUAUUGGUAGUGGUGUUGUGGCAACCUUGCUAAAUUAUUUUUCUUGUGGCUAUUUUACCAAGGAGAGAAUUUCAGAAGCCAACCUACCCAAACUUCGGCAACAAGCACUGAGAAGAUUUAAAUCAUUUGUUGCUCUGGCCCUUCCUUCCAGUAUUGAUGGAGGGGGUGCCACCUCCAUGACAGUCUUAGUUCAGAAGCUUCAAAAUGCUUUGUCAUCCUUGGAGCGUUUUCCUGUUGUUCUUAGCCCUUCUUCUAGGUCAUCUAAUGGAGGUGCACGCCUGUCUUCUGGAUUGAGUGCACUAUCUCAACCUUUUAAUUUACGUCUCUGUCGGGUCCAAGGGGAAAAGGGUCUCCGUGAUUACUCUUCCAAUGUUGUACUUAUCGAUCCAUUAGCAAGUUUAGCUGCUGUAGAAGAAUUUCUUUGGCCGCGAGUACAGCGAAAUGAAACUGGCCAAAAGGUGUCUGAAUCUGCAGGAAACUCAGAAUCAGGGACCACACACCCUGGAGCUGGUGCAUCAUCCCCUUCUACCUCAACUCCUGCUACUGCCACUCGUCGUCAUUCUUCAAGAUCCCGAUCAUCUGUUAAUAUAGGAGAUUCAGCUAGAAAGGAACCAAUACCAGAGAAAAGCACAAGCUCAUCAAAGGGAAAGGGGAAAGCUGUUUUGAAACCGGGUCAGGAGGAGACAAAAGGACCUCAAACUAGAAAUGCUGCUCGUAGAAGAGCAGCCCUUGAUAAAGAUGCAGAAUUGAAACCGGUGAAUGGGGAUUCUAGUUCUGAGGAUGAGGAAUUGGAUAUUUCUCCUGUGGAGAUUGAUGAUGCGUUGGUUAUUGAAGAUGAUGACAUCUCUGACGAUGACGACCAUGAAGAUGUGCUAAGAGAUGAUUCUCUUCCUGUUUGCAUGCCUGACAAAGUACAUGAUGUGAAAUUGGGUGAUACACCGGAGGAUAGCAAUGCUGCACCAGCAGCAAGUGACAGCCAAAGUAACCCUGCUUCUGGUUCUAGUAGCAGGGCUGCUGCUGUUAGGGGCUUGGAUUCCACUGAUUUUAGGAGCUCUUAUGGAUCUAGGGGAGCCAUGUCUUUUGCUGCUGCUGCUAUGGCUGGGCUUGGAUCUGCUAAUGGUAGAGGCAUCAGAGGAGGAAGAGAUCGACAAGGACGUCCCCUGUUUGGUUGCUCUAGUGACCCUCCUAAGUUGAUCUUUACUGCUGGUGGGAAGCAGCUAAAUAGGCAUUUGACUAUCUACCAGGCCAUCCAGAGGCAACUUGUGCUGGAAGAUGAUGAUGAAGACAGGUAUGGUGGCAGCGACUUCAUUUCUAGUGAUGGGAGUAGGCUUUGGAGUGAUAUAUAUACCAUUACAUAUCAAAGGGCAGAUGGCCAAGCUGAUAGGGCUUCUGUUGGAGGCUCAAGUUCUAGCACAUCAAAUUCCACCAAAGGUGGCUCUUCCAAUUCAAACUCAGAUGCUCAAAUGCAUCGGAUGCCACUUUUAGAUAGCAUCUUGCAAGCAGAACUUCCUUGUGAUCUAGAAAAAUCUAAUCCUACUUAUAAUAUAUUGGCUCUACUACGUAUACUUGAGGCUUUGAACCAGCUUGCACCUCGUUUGAGAGUUCAACUAGUUUCUGACAACUUCUCUGAGGGGAAAAUCUCUAGUUUGAAUGAGUUGACUGCUACUGGUGCCAGGGUUCCUGCAGAAGAAUUCGUAAAUAGCAAGCUUACACCUAAAUUAGCUCGACAAAUUCAGGAUGCCCUGGCACUGUGCAGCGGGAGCCUUCCAUCAUGGUGUUAUCAGUUAACAAAAGCAUGUCCAUUCUUGUUCCCUUUUGAGACUCGGCGACAGUACUUCUAUUCAACUGCUUUUGGAUUAUCUCGUGCGUUGUUUCGUCUUCAGCAGCUGCAGGGUGCAGAUGGUCAUGGGUCAACAAAUGAAAGAGAGGUGAGGGUUGGAAGAUUACAACGCCAGAAAGUUCGUGUUUCCCGAAACCGCAUUUUGGAUUCUGCUGUGAAAGUAAUGGAUAUGUUUUCUAGUCAGAAGGCUGUGCUUGAAGUAGAAUAUUUUGGUGAGGUUGGUACUGGGUUGGGUCCUACCUUAGAGUUCUACACACUUUUGAGUCAUGAUCUACAGAAAGUUUCUCUGGGAAUGUGGAGGUCAAAUUCAGCAGCAGGGAAACCUUCAAUGGAAAUUGAUGGAGAUGAUGAAAAAAAUGGAAAAUCCAACAAUGGGUCAGGUACUGCAGUUGCUGCUGAUCUUGUCCAAGCUCCACUUGGCCUGUUCCCUCGUCCUUGGCCACCAACCGUUGGUGCUUCUGAAGGGAGCCAAUUUUAUAAGACUAUUGAGUAUUUCCGGCUGGUUGGACGUGUGAUGGCCAAAGCUCUUCAAGAUGGACGGCUUUUGGACCUACCACUUUCAAUGGCAUUUUAUAAACUUGUGCUUGGUCAAGAGCUUGAUCUGUAUGAUAUUCUUUCGUUUGAUGCUGAAUUUGGGAAGACUUUACAAGAAUUGCAUGCCCUUGUUCGUCGAAAACAAUAUUUAGAAUCAAUAAGCAGUGAAAAUAAUGAGGUCAAUGCUGAUUUAUGUUUUCGUGGGACCCCAAUUAAAGAUCUCUGCUUGGAUUUUACCCUUCCUGGUUAUCCAGACUACAUGAUGAAGCCAGGAGAUGAAACUCUUCAGGUUGAUAUCCAUAACUUGGAAGAAUACAUAUCCUUGGUAGUUGAUGCAACUGUGAAGACUGGGAUCAUGCGACAAAUGGAAGCGUUUAGAGCUGGGUUCAAUCAGGUUUUUGACAUCUCAUCAUUGCAACUAUUCACUCCGCAAGAAUUGGAUUAUUUGCUUUGUGGGCGAAGAGAACUGUGGGAGCCUGAUACACUUGUUGAUCAUAUAAAAUUUGAUCAUGGAUACACUGCCAAGAGUCCAGCCAUUGUUAACCUGCUUGAGAUUAUGGGAGAGUUCACACCAGAACAGCAGCGUGCUUUCUGCCAGUUUGUUACUGGAGCACCCAGGCUGCCACCUGGUGGUCUGGCUGUGCUAAACCCAAAAUUAACCAUUGUUAGAAAGCAUUCUUCAUCUGCUGGAAAUGCAAUGUUGAAUGGAACUGGGCCUUCAGAAUCAGCUGAUGAUGACUUGCCUAGUGUCAUGACUUGUGCUAAUUACCUAAAGCUACCACCUUACUCUACCAAGGAAGUGAUGUACAAGAAAUUGCUGUAUGCAAUCAGUGAAGGGCAGGGAUCUUUUGACUUGUCAUGAGUUUUUUUGACGAGGCGAUGGAAUCUAUUUAUAUUACAUCACAAGAAUCCCAGACUUUUUUCCUGGGAUGCGUUUGAGAUUGGAAGUGAUGUUUAUACCACUCAAUAAUAAGGCUUCCCUUUGGUGUUACUUUAUACUGUGGUGUCAUCAAGGUCAGCUCAUAAAUUUUUUGGGGGAGGCUCUAGUCAAAUUUUGUUAUUGGGCCUGGAUAUAACGUUUGCUUGGAUAGCUCAUCCAUUUUUUCUCGAUGAUGGCCAUGUAUUUGCAGCUCAUAGAAGAUGUGCUCUGAUUUUUAUGAAUCUGAAAUUAUUUUAUUGACAGAAUGUACUGGUUCCUUAAAUUUGACGGUUAAAAUUUUCAGGUUGCUUGCUGCAUUUUCGUGCUGUAAAGGAGUAACACGUGGAGGCGUGUUCAGUUGCUAAUUCUUGUAAAUAAAUAGAAAAUUUUCAAUUUUUUCUUCUUGUCCGAUAGAAUAUACAUGUAUGUCAAGUAAUGAUGGAAAUGGCAAAAAUAAACAUUGAAUUAUUGCUUUAUUUUUACAUGUA